GAACAUUUUGUUUUGUUAUCCUAGUGGUGCGCCCUAGCGCGGAUUCGGCGGAAGGAUCGAGCUCUGUGUGAGGUCGCGCUCAGGGUGGGACUGACUGUGGCUGUGAAAGAGCCAGGCAUAGAGGAAAGAGCCGCUGCAAACAUUCACUAAUCACGAUUAUAUAUCAGAUUAUAUAUAGGAAAAGGACGUGGUCCUAAGCGUUUAUUCAUAGCCUUCUUCACCCCCUUCACCCCCCAACAGAACACGAUCAAAAUGGCUCAGAUACUUCCAAUACGAUUUCAGGAACAUCUGCAGUUGCAGAACCUUGGGGUGAACCCAGCCAACAUUGGGUUCAGCUACCUGACGAUGGAGUCUGACAAGUUCAUCUGUAUUCGGGAGAAGGUAGGAGACCAGGCCCAGGUGGUUAUCAUCGACAUGAGUGACCCUACAAACCCAAUCAGGCGUCCCAUUUCUGCAGACAGUGCCAUCAUGAAUCCGACCAGCAAGGUCAUCGCUUUGAAAGCUGCAAAAACUCUACAGAUCUUUAACAUUGAGAUGAAGAGUAAAAUGAAAGCUCACACAAUGACAGAAGAGGUAAUGUUCUGGAAAUGGAUCUCUGUGAACACUGUUGCCUUGGUAACUGAGACAGCGGUCUAUCACUGGAGCAUGGAGGGAGACUCCCAGCCGUUGAAGGUGUUUGACAGACAUGCCAGUUUAGCAGGAUGCCAGAUCAUCAACUACCGAACUGACGAGCAGCAGAAAUGGCUGCUUCUGAUCGGAAUCUCUGCACAGCAAAACCGUGUGGUAGGAGCCAUGCAGCUGUACUCUGUAGACAGGAAAGUGUCCCAGCCAAUCGAAGGGCAUGCAGCAGCAUUUGCUGACUUCAAGGUCGAGGGGAAUGCCAAACCGUCAACUCUCUUCUGCUUUGCUGUUCGCAGUCCUGCCGGAGGCAAGCUGCACAUUAUAGAAGUAGGUCAGCCUGCAGCUGGGAACCAACCCUUUGCUAAAAAAGCUGUGGACGUUUUCUUUCCCCCAGAGGCUCAGACUGACUUUCCUGUGGCAAUGCAGAUUGGAACCAAGCACGGUGUUAUCUAUCUCAUUACUAAGUAUGGCUAUAUACACAUGUAUGACCUGGAGUCUGGGGUGUGCAUCUACAUGAACCGCAUCAGCGCAGAGACUAUCUUUGUCACUGCCGCGCAUGAGCCCACCUCUGGAAUCAUUGGCGUCAAUAAGAAAGGACAGGUGCUGUCUGUAUGUGUUGAGGAAGAAAACAUUGUGAACUACGCUACCAACGUCCUUCAGAACCCAGACCUUGGACUGCGCAUGGCCAUCCGCAGCAACCUGGCAGGCGCUGAGGAGCUCUUUGCUAGGAAAUUCAACACUCUCUUCACUCAAGGAAACUACUCCGAGGCUGCCAAAGUAGCUGCCUCUGCACCAAAGGGAAUACUGCGUACUGCCGAUACCAUCCGGAAAUUCCAGGGUGUCCCGGCACAGCCUGGCCAGGCCUCUCCUCUGCUGCAGUACUUCGGCAUCCUGCUGGAUCAAGGGCAGCUGAAUAAGUUUGAGUCGCUUGAACUGUGCCGACCCGUUCUGGGGCAGGGCCGGAAGCAGCUUUUAGAAAAGUGGCUGAAGGAGGAUAAGCUGGAGUGUUCAGAAGAGCUGGGCGACCUGGUAAAGACUGCUGACCCAACCCUGGCUCUCAGUGUCUACUUGCGUGCCAAUGUGCCCAGCAAGGUUAUUCAGUGUUUUGCAGAAACUGGACAGUUUCAGAAAAUUGUGCUCUAUGCUAAAAAGGUUGGCUACACACCAGACUGGGUUUUCCUGCUGAGAAACGUGAUGCGGGUGAGCCCUGACCAGGGACUGCAGUUCUCUCAGAUGCUGGUCCAGGACGAGGAGCCUUUAGCCAACAUCAACCAGAUUGUGGAUGUGUUCAUGGAGAACAACCUGGUUCAGCAGUGCACCUCAUUCCUAUUGGAUGCUCUGAAGAAUAACCGUCCCGCUGAAGGACAUCUGCAGACUCGACUUCUGGAAAUGAAUCUUGUACAUGCGCCACAGGUAGCCGACGCCAUUCUUGGAAACCAGAUGUUUACACACUAUGACCGUGCCCACAUUGCACAGCUCUGUGAGAAGGCAGGUCUGCUGCAGCGAGCCCUGGAGCACUACACGGACCUGUAUGAUAUUAAACGUGCCGUCGUCCACACCCAUCUCCUGAACCCGGAGUGGCUGGUGAACUUCUUUGGUGCUCUGUCGGUGGAAGACUCUGUAGAAUGCCUGCGAGCCAUGCUGUCUGCGAACAUCCGCCAAAACCUGCAGCUGUGUGUACAGGUGGCAUCCAAGUACCACGAGCAGCUUGGGACUCAAACCCUGGUGGAACUGUUUGAGUCCUUUAAGAGCUAUGAAGGACUGUUCUAUUUCCUGGGCUCCAUUGUAAACUUCAGCCAGGACCCGGAUGUGCAUUUCAAAUACAUUCAAGCAGCCUGCAAAACGGGCCAGAUCAAAGAGGUGGAGCGGAUCUGCCGGGAAAGCAACUGUUACGACCCGGACCGUGUCAAGAACUUCCUUAAGGAAGCCAAGUUAACUGACCAGCUUCCUCUAAUCAUUGUGUGUGAUCGGUUUGACUUCGUUCACGACCUGGUUCUCUACUUGUACCGCAACAGUCUACAGAAAUACAUUGAAAUCUACGUGCAGAAGGUUAACCCUAGCCGUCUUCCAGUGGUCAUCGGAGGCCUGCUGGAUGUGGAUUGCGCUGAAGAUGUGAUUAAAAACUUGAUCAUGGUGGUGAGGGGACAGUUCUCAACUGAUGAGCUGGUCGCUGAAGUGGAGAAAAGAAACAGGCUGAAGCUGCUGCUUCCGUGGCUGGAAUCGAGAAUCCAUGAAGCCUGUGAAGAGCCUGCCACCCACAAUGCGCUCGCCAAAAUCUACAUCGACAGCAACAACAACCCCGAGCGCUUCCUGCGCGAGAACACUUUCUACGACAGCUGCGUGGUCGGGAAGUACUGUGAAAAGAGGGACCCGCACCUCGCCUGUGUAGCCUACGAAAGAGGGGAGUGUGAUCUGGAACUCAUCAAGGUUUGCAAUGAGAACUCACUAUUCAAGAGUGAGGCUCGCUACCUUGUGCGCAGGAAGGACCCAGAACUCUGGGCAAAUGUUCUUGAAGAGAACAACCCAUUCCGUCGUCCGCUGAUUGACCAGGUUGUGCAGACAGCCCUGUCGGAGACACAGGACCCAGAGGAGGUGUCUGUCUCUGUGAAAGCUUUCAUGACGGCUGACCUUCCCAAUGAGCUGAUUGAGCUGCUGGAGAAGAUUGUCCUGGAUAACUCUGUCUUCAGUGAGCACAGAAACCUACAGAACCUGCUGAUCCUGACUGCCAUUAAAGCUGACCGCACCCGGGUUAUGGAGUAUAUAAACCGUCUGGAUAACUACGAUGCGCCUGAUAUUGCAAACAUCGCAAUCAGCAAUGAGCUGUUCGAGGAGGCAUUUGCCAUCUUCAGAAAGUUUGAUGUGAACACUUCCGCUAUCCAGGUCUUAAUAGAGCACAUUGGGAAUCUGGACCGUGCCUAUGAGUUUGCAGAGCGCUGUAAUGAGCCAGCAGUGUGGAGCCAGCUGGCCAGGGCACAGCUGCAGAAAGACCUGGUCAAGGAAGCCAUUGACUCCUACAUCAAGGCUGAUGAUCCCUCUGCAUACAUGGAAGUAGUCCAAGCAGCCAGCAAAAACAGCAACUGGGAGGACCUGGUUAAAUUCCUGCAGAUGGCCCGAAAGAAAGCUAGAGAGUCGUACGUGGAAACAGAACUGAUCUUUGCUUUAGCAAAAACGAACCGUCUCUCAGAACUAGAGGAAUUUGUUAGCGGGCCAAACAAUGCUCACAUCCAGCAAGUUGGCGAUCGCUGUUACGAUGACGGGAUGUACGACGCAGCCAAGUUGCUUUACAACAAUGUCUCUAACUUUGCCCGCCUGGCCUCAACGCUGGUACACCUGGGAGAAUACCAGGCUGCAGUGGACAGCGCCCGCAAGGCCAGCAGCACCAGGACCUGGAAGGAGGUUUGCUUUGCCUGCGUCGAUGGGACGGAGUUCCGCUUGGCACAGAUCUGCGGCUUGCACAUUGUCAUCCACGCUGAUGAGCUGGAGGAAUUGAUAAGUUACUAUCAGGACCGUGGAUACUUUGAGGAGCUGAUUGCUCUGCUGGAGGCAGCUCUGGGUCUGGAGCGGGCGCACAUGGGAAUGUUCACAGAGCUGGCCAUCCUGUACUCCAAAUUCAAACCACAGAAGAUGAGGGAGCACCUGGAACUCUUCUGGUCCAGAGUCAAUAUUCCGAAGGUCCUCCGUGCUGCAGAACAGGCACACCUGUGGGCAGAGCUGGUCUUCCUCUAUGAUAAAUAUGAAGAGUAUGAUAAUGCAAUAAUAACCAUGAUGAAUCACCCCUCUGAUGCUUGGAAGGAAGGGCAGUUCAAAGACAUCAUCGCUAAGGUGGCGAAUGUGGAGCUGUAUUACAAAGCCCUGCAGUUCUAUUUGGAUUACAAACCCCUGCUGAUCAAUGACCUUCUGGUGGUGCUGUCUCCUCGACUUGACCACACCAGGGCAGUUAGUUUCUUUGCAAAGAUGAACCAGCUGCAGCUUGUUAAGCCUUACCUACGCUCGGUGCAGAAUCACAACAACAAAGGUGUAAACGAAUCUUUAAAUAACCUGCUUACUGAAGAGGAAGAUUACCAGGGCCUGAGAGCAUCCAUCGAUGCUUAUGAUAACUUUGACAACAUCAGCCUUGCCCAGAGACUAGAGCGGCAUGAACUGAUUGAAUUCCGACGCAUCGCUGCUUUCCUGUACAAGGGUAACAACCGCUGGAAACAGAGCGUGGAGCUUUGCAAGAAAGAUCGCCUCUACAAGGAUGCCAUGCAGUAUGCAGCCGAGUCCAAGGACACGGAGCUGGCGGAGAAUCUUCUGCAGUGGUUCCUGGAGGAAGGUAAACGGGAGUGCUUCGCUUCCUGUCUCUUCACAUCCUACGAUCUGCUGCACCCUGAUGUGGUCCUGGAGCUGGCUUGGAGGCAUAACAUUAUGGACUUUGCAAUGCCUUACUUCAUCCAAGUAAUGAGGGAAUACCUUACUAAAGUUGAUGAGAUUGCUGAGAAGGUGACGGUGGAUAAACUAGAGGACUCGGAAAGCCUGCGAAAGACCGAGGAGGAAGUUGCAGAACCAACUCCAAUCGUGUUUGGUCAGCAGCUGAUGUUGACUGCAGGUUCCAGUCCGGUCCCCCCUCAGGCAGGAUAUCCAGCAUAUGGAUACACUGCUCCUGGCUUUGCCUCCCAGUCCGCCUAUGGAUACAAUAUGUAAACUAGUGCUUUCUCUGCUUCGGUCUCUCUGCUAUACCAUCCUAACACCCCCGUCUCCUCUGUCUCUGUAUGACUUGGAGGCCCAGUUUUUACUUUUAGGCUGAACACCAUCCCUGCGCAGCAUGAAGACCUCUUCAGGACAGCCUGUUACUGUCGAUAUUUAUUAUUGUUAUUAUUGUUAAGAGUAUAUUACUGUUACGUUUCAACUUUUAAAAGUGCAGCUUUGUUUUGUUUUUUUUUAUCCAUGUAUUUCAAGUCUGAAUGACAGCACUGAUAUUGAAACUGUGGAAGGGAGGGUUCAGCAGGACGUUCAAGUACUGUAGGUUCUCAGUUAGGGAUUGAUUUGAAUAGGGAGGAUAAGGUCAUAUGCAUAUUCCUUUGCAGGUGUGAUCAAUCCAACGCACUGACGAUUCAGAGAAUGUGGAUGCAGCACUGAAGUGAAAUCUGUCAAACUUUAAAAGGGUUUAAAGUUUUAUAAAUGUGUCGUGUCUUGUUUUAGCUGUAUUGUUACACUCUGUUUUAAUGUAUCUCCUUUUUAUGAAGAUCACACUAAAGUAACAUGGUUUCUGUCGGAGUACAAAUUAAAAGUAAAUGGUUUUGGUGGGGGGGGGGGGGGGGAAUUCAAAAACUAAUGCAAGUUAGAAAUAUGUAGAUAGUUUAUCUUGACAAGUGGAACCCCCUGCAACAGAGAAUGCAAUCUCAAAAUGUGUAUUUGCCGAUGACAGUGGGUAAAAUGUCUACAAGUACAGUGUUCUUGAAUGUUGCCAAGGUUAAACUCCCAUUACACCUCGAGCUGUUGCUGUUUUUAUUGAAAUUAGAUCAAUGGAUUUAGUGAACGCUUUAACCAUGCUAUUAAAAAUAACUAAUGGUACAGAAUUUAGAACAAAGGAUAUAGAUAUAUAUAUAUAUAUAUUAUUAGAGAGAGGUUAGGUUUAUGAAAAUAUCAAUUGGAUGAAUUUGAAAGAAAAUGCCAACAAUUUCUGAUUGUAGUCAAGUAUAUAAAAACAAAGCCCCUUUCCAGUGUAUUGUUCAUGAAUAAAGAGGGUUUGGCCAUUUCGGAAGCUAUUGAAGAAUGCCAUUGGGGAGGGGAGUGGGUAUAUGAAGCGUGCCACUUUUUUCAAUAAUACUAUAAUCAUUUGAAUGUACUGAAACUAAAUGUAUAAUUUAUGGUAAUGAAUCUUGUGCUGUUCCUGACUUAAUGUAAGUCCAAUAUAAUGGAACCCCAAUAUGUAUUGUCCGUAGUGUAUAGUUGUAGUUCUAAGUGUAACAAUUUUUUUUAGAAAAAAAGAAACACAAACAAAAAAAAAACACAAUACAGCGUUUAUUCUUCAGCACGUCUGCUUGCCUGAACAUGAGUCUGUGAUGUAUUUUUUUUUUUUUUUUUUUUUUAAACCCGAGCAGCAACAGUGAGAAUGCCCUGGGCGUCCGCCCCUGCAUUGCCAGGUUUGUUGAAGGGAUACCGUCCUGCACGGUGCUCGAGGGAACUUUGCUGCUUUGUCUGUUCGUGUUUCAUGUCCCACAUUGCACAAAUUGUACAGACGUUUUCAAGAGAGAAAUGGUUUGGGGGAGUGACGUGCGCUGUUAAUCUUUCCCUUCCUCCCGACACACGUCAUGCCUUCAGAAGAUAAAUAAAGUUUACACAUGCUGUUCCA
Molecule: messenger RNA, 6952 nt
Organism: Acipenser ruthenus (sterlet)
Lineage: Eukaryota; Metazoa; Chordata; Actinopteri; Acipenseriformes; Acipenseridae
Product: clathrin heavy chain 1-like
Exons: 33
Coding region: 253-5301 (1682 amino acids)
Biological process (GO): intracellular protein transport; receptor-mediated endocytosis
Cellular component (GO): clathrin-coated endocytic vesicle; extracellular exosome; clathrin complex
Molecular function (GO): structural molecule activity; clathrin light chain binding
Source: RefSeq, a predicted model, not a curated record